This is a messenger RNA of Hyposmocoma kahamanoa, 2851 nucleotides long. Its product is annotated as armadillo-like helical domain-containing protein 3. Gene Ontology annotation, cellular component: cytosol. Bases 118 to 2175 code for a protein of 685 amino acids. The record is from RefSeq and is a predicted model, not a curated record. Gene Ontology annotation, biological process: regulation of Golgi organization. The transcript has 13 exons. Lineage: Eukaryota; Metazoa; Arthropoda; Insecta; Lepidoptera; Cosmopterigidae.
CAUAGCAUACAAUGUACUCCGUCAAACUGGCAUAGUUAAAGAGCUCACUCUGCGACAAUUUUCUAUUGCAUUCUAGUUUGCUUUACUGUGUUUUGUGCGGUUUCCUAACAAUCUACCAUGGCUACGAGAAAGAGAAGUGGGUCUGGUUCUAAAAGGCACCUGAAGGAGAAGGUAGUCCAGAUUUACGAAUCGUUUUUUAGAGGAGAAGAUUUGACAACUGAUAAUCCGACCUUUUGGGAUGAAUUCUUUCUUUUAAAACCCAAAAUACCGCAAUUGGAGGCGGAAAUUCACAAACUGUCGGUCGAGCAGCUGAUGAACAUGAAAGAAAGUAUGAAUUUACUUGUAUUCCAGUGUAUUGAAAUGCUGGGGCAAGAGCAUCACAUAAGAUUAGUGUAUGCUCUUCAGACCCUUAGUGUUCUACUAAUUACAAUGUAUCAAAGAGUUGGACAAGACACUAACUUAAAUGUCAAAACAAUCUUAAUUGGGACAGAACAGGCAGAUACUAAGAUGCAGAAGUUAUUAGAUCAAUGUAGUAUUAUAUUAUCUGGAGAUGUUCCAGACAGUCUCAAAUCAAUGGUUCUUAAACUCCUGCUAGUGAUAGCUACUGGAGUUGACAAUAUUGAUGAGAAUCCACUCAUUGAGUACUUGAUGCAGAACUCUCUGUUUGAGCCACUUAGUCAACUGCUGAGCACCUCUACUGAGAGGCAACAACACGGUUAUGAUGUUGUACUAUUACUGAUGUUUCUAGUCAACUUUAAAAAACAAGAAUCUGCUAACCCAUAUGUAGUAAAACUGUCUAUACUUGAUGAUGAAUUGGCUCUGAAUGGUUAUGGCCAAGUAAUAACUACUGCAUUGAACGAUUUUGUUAUGUCCACAUUUGGAGGGAUGCAAGGCAAUAAUGGUGGAGGAUGGCUCUCCUCCAUCACCAGCAUGGUUGGUGGUAUUUUCCUUAGUAGUGACGAUACACAGCCAGUUAUACGUGGACAGAGGAACAGAUAUACUUUCAGUGGUGGUGAAGAAGGUAUGUUGCUAGCUUUGUACGAAGCGGCGCAUCUUAAUAGAAACUUCAUGACUACAUUGGCGCACUCGUCGUCUGCCGCUGCUUCAUCGGCCCCUCCGUCCCCUCCAGCCACUCUUCCACCACAUCAGACUGCACCAAACUUAGCCCAAAUUCAAGCUCUCGACAAUGACCAACCAACCAAUUUGCUGGUGACUUUCUUCCAAUAUUGUUCAAUAGUAAUGGCUGAUACAAGAAGUGAAUCAAGCAUCAACAAGUGCAGUCUCUGCUUCAUAACUCUGACUUGCAUCGUAGAAGAACAAUUCGCAAAUUCUAUAAUGCAUGAUCAAAACCUCACAUUCAAGGUUCAACUGUACAGACUUCCAAUGCGUCAUAGAAAAAUUGUACCGGAAGAACCUCCAUCGCAACCAUUAGCAUCCACUUUGAUUGAUCUCCUGGUUGAGUUCAUGAUGUGCCAUCUUUUGAAGAAAUUCCCUGGAGAAUUAUACGAGCUGUGCGUAGGCGUCCUUUUGAGGUUACUUAGCUACCAGAAAAGAUGCCGUGUACGUCUAGCUCGAGAUUGGCGGCCACUGUGGGCAGCCUUAAUUGCUUUAUUAAAAUUUCUAGUCACCAACGAGAGCACCCUUUUAAGGCGCCACAACAUUUUUAUUAUGGCCCAACAAGUAGUAAAUAUUUUUAACCUCUUUAUAACAUUUGGCGAUACGUUCCUGCCGACCCCGGCGUCGUACGAUCAGCUAUAUUACGAGCUCAUUAGGAUGUAUCAGGUGUUCGACAAUUUAUUCUAUAUGGCUUUAAGAUAUUCAACCGGUGACGGCGAAUUCAAGGCGGAGGCACUCCGUCUAGCUAACUGCCUUAUAAAUGUUCGAGCGAUCAUACAACACUUCUCGCCCAAAAUUGAAUCGUGGCUCUCAUCACAAAGCCUUUCUACACCUACUGAAGAUCAGAUUUUGGAAGUGGUCCGAAAGAACUACGAUAGCUUGAUACUCAAACUACAAGAAGGCUUAGAAGCCUACGAACGGUACUCGGAACGAAUUCACAGACCUCUUUUAUCUAAACUAAUUUUGAGUGCAGUAACAUCUGCGAGACAACGUAGCGACGCAGCUGCUCUUCAUCACCAUACUACUGCAGCUUUGUCCCAUUACACUAGCAUUUCUUGAAGUGGUAUCGCACAAGGCUAAUUACAUUGAUCUAGGUGGAUUCAGCGCUAUAUUCCGGUUUGGCUAGUGCUGUAUUGGACUGAAUCAAAAGUACGUUUCAGUUGGUUUACCGAUUAUAACUUGCUUUAAGCGUGAAUGAAGACAUCGUGAUCAAAUCUAGAUGUCGGAGAAAAUUCAUAUUUCAACUCUUCCGAAGAGUGUGAAAUCCCCAAUUCUUACUGCGCCUAUUAGAGGUAAAUCCGGGCCAGCUUUUGAGUUAAAAGAUUGUUCAAAACUAACUCAAAUUCGCACUUUUCACACCGAUCGUAAGAGCUAUAAUAUUAAUUUCUUAUGUUCGAAUUUUGGACGCACGGCACAAAUCAAAAUUACAAAAUUCGUGUACCGUGCGGGAUUCGCGUUGAGACUUCACUUGAUUUUGGCUUAAUUGGCCAUGGAAGCUAAGUAUUUAUGAGUCUUUAAAAGGCUAAUGUCCGCUUGCACUAACCUUAAGUAUGUCUUAAACCAAAGCUUAUAAGACUGAUAAGACACUCUUAACACACUGUAUUAAGAGAUGUCUUUUGUCUUGCAAGCUAUGUUUUAAGACAUACUUGAGUCUAGUGUAAAUGGACAUGAAAUACUGUAAUUGACAAGGUACCGCAGCAAAUGCAAUAGUUAUCAUUAUACAGUGUGUUAGGGC